This is a messenger RNA of Haliotis rufescens (red abalone), 1585 nucleotides long. Its product is annotated as ADP-dependent glucokinase-like. The record is from RefSeq and is a predicted model, not a curated record. Gene Ontology annotation, biological process: glucose metabolic process. Lineage: Eukaryota; Metazoa; Mollusca; Gastropoda; Lepetellida; Haliotidae. The transcript is spliced from 5 exons. Gene Ontology annotation, molecular function: ADP-specific glucokinase activity. Bases 83 to 1513 code for a protein of 476 amino acids. Gene Ontology annotation, cellular component: endoplasmic reticulum.
UAUCACUUCCGGGUUAUACCGGAGCGUGUUGUCAGGCGCUGAGAGGCUCACCGCCAAACUCUCCUAUGUGGAACAUAACAGUAUGAUUCCCAAAACUUUAAUUGCUGGGGUUUCAGCAAUCUGUAUUGCGUAUAUUUUUGCUGUGUGGAAUUCGGAUUCCGAUGAGUUUUUAAAUGACAUCGAAAGAAGUGUGAUUGAAGCUUGGAGAAAACAAAUUGAAGAACCGAUCAGAAAGUUUGAACGAGUUGCUGUGGGAAUCAAUUCGAAUGUAGACCUCAUUGUCCCGGGUGUCCAGCUGCUGCGGAAUCUGGGCGUGGCACCAGGGAGGCCCAUCAAUCAUCAGGUUCUCUCCAGCAUCAGGGACCUGCAGGAGACAUUUGCCUUCUUCUUCCGCAAGGGGUCAGCAGCAGAGAGAACAUUCACAGUGCCAGAACCGUUCCUCCAGGUUAUUGAGGAGGCAGAGACAUUCAAGACGAAAGAGCUAUAUAUUGGCGGCAAUGGAGCACUGAUGGCAGCAAAGGCAUCUAUGCUAUUCCCAGAUGUUGUGAUCCAGUUUGUUGGUCCAAUUGGCCCACUCCUUCAACAAAUGAUGCCCGCUUCUCUGUCUAUUCCUGAGACCAGUCUCAUCUCUAAGGAUGAGUUCCAUCUCAUCAUGGAGUACAAAGUGGGGGAGGUGUGGGGGGAGGACUCCGCCCCUGUGGCCAACCGCUUCAUCUCCAGCUGCGACUAUUCCAACUCCAGACUUACCAUGCUGGACACCUUCUUCAACAGCCUGGACAGUUUCAACCCUGACCUCAUCCUCAUGUCAGGCCUUCAUUUACUUGAUGGUCAGACCAGUCAGUUCUUCAGUGAGAAGAUAGUACUACUCUCCUCCAGGUUACAGCAGAUACCUUCGUCUGUACCCAUUCAUCUUGAGUUUGCAAGCAUGGCUACACAGAGCUUUGUGAGAGACAUUUUGGAAAACGUGCUGAAGCAUGUAGACUCUCUGGGCCUGAACGAACAAGAGUUGGUCUUCUCCUCCAGGGCAGGAGGUGGGCCACACAGCCGAGACACGGACCACCAGCUUGCCCAGCCCGAGGUGCACAAGAUCUCGGACAUCCUUCUCUGGUUCCUCCACACAUACGGACUCUCUGAACAUAACCCAUCCUCGCGUCUUACCCGUAUACACUUCCACUCCCUUACGUACCACAUCAGCGCUACUGUGGGGGGCCGCUGGCGCAACCUCGAGUCCUCUAUAGCCGCAGGGACAAGAAUAGCAGGGAUACAAGCCUGCAACGUCUCCCAUCUGUCAGCUGACUUACUUGAUAUAAAAAUACCGCUUAAAUAUAAGCUUUUUUCAGGUGAUGUGGACAGGGACUUCAACCCUGCCAGACCUGUUGUUUCUUUCAGUAGGGAAGGGAUAAAGUUUGUCUUUAGUCCUGUUUUAGUAUGUAAGCAUCCUCUUAAAACUGUUGGUUUAGGGGAUGCUAUUUCUACAACUGGGUUGAUGUAUUCGCAGUUUGUGCCAAGUUGAUGUUGAUGCAGAGAUUGUAUCUUCCUCCUUAAUUUCCAACGAAUGUUACUGUGAUUAAAGAAUUUAACUAUU